GUUUGUUUUAGCCAUUGUUUCUGUAUUAAAUCGUUACGAACCAGCGGUUUGAAGACGCGGAGUUAAAUGAAAUGGCGGAAAAGCUGAAGCACAAAUAUCCAGAGAAGCGGAAACAGGUUCCUGCCUCAGAGGACCAGUCAGGAGCCAGUGCAGUAGCAGUACAGAGACUCAUCUCAACCCACAGAUACAAACGGCCCAGCAAGAACGUGAAUUGCUCCAGUGAAGCUUUGAACGAGCUUUUUAAAGCAGUGGACGUUCAUCCUGAUCGCUAUGAGGACCGGUAUGGCAAUUCUUCAGCACUUCCUCUUCAGGACUCUCAGAUGCUGUUCACAGAAACAGAUGUGACUUUGCCUUCCUGUCUGGACGCUAGUCCUGGUUCAGUGGAAACGGAGAGAGACAGAAUGUUGCGGAGGUCUCACCACCUUUCUGAUUCCUGUGACUCCUCUUCCUUUGGAAUGACAAAAGUUUACCAAGAGAUGGCGACCAUAUAUGAGCAGCUCAAGUCAGAGCGGCAAAGUCAGCAGCAGUGGGAGCGAGUGUUGCACGAGCGAGAGAAGAGGCUGAAGCAACAAGAGGAGGCUUUGGGGAGGCUGGAUGGUCUGGAGCAGAUGGUCCACGCUCGCAUUGUGGCCGUAGAGGAGAAGCACCAGCGGGAACUGAGCCAGCUGCAGGUCGUUCUGCGAGAGAAGAGCCGAGAGAACAAGAGACUCAAAUCCAGCUUUGACACCAUCAAAGAGCUGAAUGACAACAUGAAGACACAGCUGAAUGAGAUCAGUGAACAGAAUAAGACGCUGGAGAGUCAGUCCAAGAGGGUGCAGGCCCGACUUGAGAACCUGCAGAGGAAGUACGAGCACAGAAGAGCCUCUAAAGACCUCCAGAAGGGGAAUCUUAAAACUGCAGAGUCUAGUAAAGCAGACAAAAAGGAGAAAGCUGCCGCUGAUGCUGGUAGAAGACAUGGAGAGAAGAGCAACUUAAAUCCCCCGUCACCAAGGCUCCUGACGCUCUUGCUGGACUGGGUACUGGAUGCGCAGAUGCUCUCGUCGGCGGCAGGAAGUCAGAUGAAUGGCGUUGCCCAGUGUUUGCCUCCAGAAGCUCGGCUCAGUGAGAGAUGUGUCACGGUGCUGCCAUUGUUAGCCGAUCAGCUUCAUCACACUCCAUCAUCGGAGCCUGACCUCCUCCUAAACCUCCUUCGACUCAUUUACGGCGCUUUAAGACACUUGGACAACAGCUCACAGCAUGUUGCACUGUCUGCCACUCUGCGGCGGAUUGGAGAGGAAGUAUCGAAACCGGCGUCUCAGUGCGCCGUGCGGCCGUCCGGAGACCCACAUCUGCCCACUGAAACCUCUGGAUCCUUGAGGAGUUGGCCCCUUUACCGGAGCCCUUGUCCUCACACACGUCUUCUUUCUACCCUCAUCAUACUUCGCACCAUCACACAAGCUGACGUCGUGGCCCUGGCUCUGGACCAUCUCCGCUCUGACCUGCUGUGUGAGGAGAGUCGAGGCCUCUUCGUCCACUACGGAGGCGUCUCUGUGCUGCUGUCGCUGCUCCGGGCCAACCGCGUUGGACCACACACCCCCAUAGACAUCCUGGUACAGCUCACCCAACAGUCCCGUUACUUGAAUCCGUUUCUGGAGGCAUGCAGCUGUGAGGAGUUUUUCAAAACGGCAUCCCAGAUCCUUAAAAACGGCCGUCUGGAGCUCCCGUCCCUGGAGAAGCUCUCCAUCCUUCUGCAAAAACUCUCCAGCAUCAGGAAGAACCGUCACCUGUUUGAGCUCUCCUCACUCCGCCGGCAGAUACAAGAGCUGCACCACAAAACCAACCCCACACACACCUUCCUCUGCCUCAACCUCAGCUCCAUCCUCCUCAACCUUAAAUAACACAAACACGUGUUUCCCUGCAUCACGGGCGGAUUUAAGGUCUCCAAUUAAAGCCCCAGCUUCUGCGUUUGAGCCGACAUGCCUUCUUCCCCCGGCCUGGAAAUUACUGCUUGCUGUUUGAAUGUGUAAACAAGCGGCGAUCGCUCACCGUACGUAAGACAUCCGUUUAGGCAGCAGCCUUUUCCUGCUCUACCUCGGAUAACAUCUGCUCUCACACACGUUCUCCAUUAAUAACACCGAUGUGUAUCAGUGGUGUUCCUUCAAUGCUCGGAAUGAUUUGUACUUUUCUGGCCUAAAUGUUUGUGUGCUCGCCAGGCGAGUCUGUGACUGUGAAUCUUUUUAACGGCAAUAAACAAAAACAAGUACUUAAAGUCCCGAUGGGUGGAUUAAGAGUUGCUGACAUCCGUAUGUUUUGUAUGAAUGGGUCAUGUAAGUGUUGCAGGGCUGGGCUGGGCGGACGGGAGUAAUGGGCUCACUGUGGGAUACAUCGGUGUUCAGUGAUGGGAAAUGCACUGGUUGAAAACCACCUGCUGCUCUGAAUGUGAAAGAGAUGCGUCCAGUUUCUGUACUUAAGGCAUCGGCGUCAGGAUUUCUGAAUUAUCUGCUUAUUUCAUCAAAUGCAAACUGUUCUUCACAUCCGGUUUUCAGGAUUGUUUGCUGGAUGAAAGAUUUGUUCUAUCAUCUAUAUAUCAUAGCUUAAUUUAAGUACAUUCUCACCUCACAAGAAGAAAGUUUUGGGUUUAAAUCCAGCCUGUGCAUAUGUGGGUUUACCUCUUAUGUGCUCCCAUUUCCUCCCACAAUCCAAAUGCAAGGUUAAUCGGUGACUUGAAAUGACUUGUAGGUGUUGAUGUGUGUGGUUGUUUCUCUGUUUUUGCCUUGUGAUGAACUGAGGACGUGGUAAGCUCGGAUUGAUCUAGCUUCCUGCAACUGUGAGAACUACAUGAAGCGGUAUAAAAAAUGGAUAAUACAGUUUUUCAUAUGUCAGGAGAUCCUUUGUCAGGUCAUCCGUGGGUGUACUCACUUAUUCUAAGACACAACAUGUAGUGUUAAUUUUUAGAGGUAAGCACUGUGACACUCUCACCAUCAAUGGUGCCAGCUCUGCUUAAGGGGACUGGAGUGAUCACCUAAUCUGAUUCAGGUGAAAUGGCCUCCUCCUCCUGUCCCUGUUUUCACCUUUAACUUGAACCUUAGUGUUUCAUAACACUCACAAAUUGCCAAGUUUAUGAGCAAGAUUAGCUUUGAAAUAAUGCUUUUAGCACAUUUUUAGUGCAGAUCUUGACUGUUGGAGCAAAAUUUCAUCCAGAUUGAAAAAGAGACCAUUGACACUUGUUGAUUUCACCUGAGAAAGGACAUUUUACCAGGCUAGUUCAAACAACCCUCCAGUAGAAAGAUAUUAGAGAGUAAAUA
Molecule: messenger RNA, 3284 nt
Organism: Salarias fasciatus (jewelled blenny)
Lineage: Eukaryota; Metazoa; Chordata; Actinopteri; Blenniiformes; Blenniidae
Gene: ccdc138
Product: coiled-coil domain containing 138
Exons: 15
Coding region: 72-1877 (601 amino acids)
Source: RefSeq, a predicted model, not a curated record